Messenger RNA from Pseudophryne corroboree (corroboree frog), 1282 nucleotides. Its product is annotated as neuronal acetylcholine receptor subunit alpha-5. The coding region runs from base 34 to 1176 and encodes 380 amino acids. The record is from RefSeq and is a predicted model, not a curated record. Gene Ontology annotation, biological process: synaptic transmission, cholinergic; nervous system process; monoatomic ion transmembrane transport. Gene Ontology annotation, molecular function: acetylcholine receptor activity; acetylcholine-gated monoatomic cation-selective channel activity. Lineage: Eukaryota; Metazoa; Chordata; Amphibia; Anura; Myobatrachidae. Gene Ontology annotation, cellular component: postsynaptic membrane; plasma membrane; neuron projection. The transcript is spliced from 4 exons.
UCUAUUUUGUUACAGGAUGAGAAAAAUCAGCUGAUGACAACCAAUGUGUGGCUAAAGCAGGAAUGGAUAGAUGUCAAACUAAGGUGGGCACCUAAAGAAUUUGCUGGUAUAACAUCAAUUCGUGUUCCAUCGGAUUCUAUCUGGAUUCCUGAUAUUGUUCUUUAUGACAAUGCUGAUGGUCGUUUUGAAGGCUCUGUUACAAAAGCUGUGGUGAGAUAUGAUGGCACCAUAAGCUGGACACCACCUGCCAACUAUAAAAGUUCUUGUACAAUUGACGUCACCUUUUUUCCCUUUGACCUACAAAACUGUUCCAUGAAGUUUGGGUCAUGGACUUAUGAUGGAUCACAAGUUGACAUCAUUCUUGAAGACUAUGAUGUGGACAAGAGAGACUUCUUUGAUAAUGGAGAAUGGGAAAUUGUUAAUGCUACAGGACAGAGAGGGAACCGAACAGAUGGCUGCUGUUGGUACCCAUUUAUUACGUAUUCUUUCAUCAUAAAACGUUUGCCUCUCUUUUAUACACUUUUUCUUAUCGUUCCUUGUAUAGGACUUUCCUUCUUAACAAUCCUUGUUUUUUACCUCCCUUCCAAUGAAGGGGAAAAGAUCUCACUUUGCACCUCUGUGCUGGUGUCUCUGACUGUUUUUCUCCUAGUGAUUGAAGAAAUCAUUCCAUCAUCCUCCAAAGUUAUACCUCUCAUUGGAGAAUACUUGGUCUUCACCAUGAUAUUUGUAACUCUAUCAAUUGUUAUAACAGUUUUUGCUAUAAAUAUACACAAUCGGUCUUCUGCAACACAUAAUGCAAUGGCACCAUGGGUACGGAAGAUCUUUCUUCAUAAACUUCCUAAACUGCUAUGUAUGAGGAGUCAUGUAGAUAGAUACUUUACAAGGAAAGAAGAGACUGGGAUAGUUAAUGGACCAGAGAAAUCCAGGAAUACAUUAGAGGCAGCUUUGGAUUCCAUCCGUUAUAUAACAAGGCAUGUUGUAAAGGAACAUGAAGUCCGUGAGGUUGUUGAAGAUUGGAAAUUUGUGGCUCAAGUGUUGGACCGAGUAUUUUUAUGGACAUUUCUUCUAGUUUCAGUCCUUGGGUCCUUAUUUUUAUUUAUUCCUGUUAUACACAAGUGGGCGAACAUCAUUGUGCCUAUACACAUUGGAAAUAUGCAUGGAGACAGAACUACAUAGUCUAAUUGCCUGUGUGUUUCUUAAAAUAAUGAAUGCAUAUCCCAUAUAUUGCUGCGGUAUGUAAUAUUUUGAAUAUUAAUGCUUUAAAAGAAAAUAUUUUUAUUUG